Stegostoma tigrinum is the source of this 2501-nucleotide messenger RNA. It is a transcript of the gene alox12, whose product is annotated as arachidonate 12-lipoxygenase. The coding region runs from base 129 to 2138 and encodes 669 amino acids. The record is from RefSeq and is a predicted model, not a curated record. Gene Ontology annotation, biological process: linoleic acid metabolic process; lipid oxidation. The transcript has 14 exons. NCBI's taxonomy places the organism in Eukaryota, Metazoa, Chordata, Chondrichthyes, Orectolobiformes, Stegostomatidae. Gene Ontology annotation, molecular function: iron ion binding; arachidonate 15-lipoxygenase activity; protein binding.
CUCUGUGACACUAUCCAGCACUGACUACAUAUGGACUAGCCCUGCCCUCUGACUGAUUCACUCAGAAGCUGCUUCUCCUGCAACCAGCAGCACAGUUGCUUUUCUGUUCUCCAUACCUUUGUGAAAGGAUGUUUACCUACAGGGUCACGGUGGCUACAGGCACAACGUAUUACUCAGGAACAAACAAUUACAUCUAUGUCUCUCUGAUAGGAGAGAAAGGUACAAGCCGGAGAACCAAACUGGACAAGUGGCUUCAGAAUGACCUGGAGCGUGGAAGUGUGGAUGAAUAUGAGGUGAAAAGUGAGAGGGAGCUGGGCUCAAUCUGGUGGGUGCAGUUGGAGAAAGUGAAGUUCCUAGUGGAAGAUGACUGGUUUUGCCGUUAUUUGACAGUAUGCACCCCCUCAGGAGAUGUCCUGCACUUCCCCUGCUACAGGUGGAUGAGUGAAGAGGACGUCAUCUGUGUUCGGCAAGGAACAGCAAAGAGACCCUUUGAUGAUAAGAUGCCUGAACUUCAGUCCCAUCGACAGAAGGAACUGCAGGAAAGGCAGAAGCUAUACAGGUGGAAACUGUGGAAACCUGGGGUAACCAAAUGCAUUGAGGCUGAAACAGAGAUGGACCUUCACCCAGAUGUCAAAUUUGACGACGAUAAACGCGCUGACUUCAAACACUCCUUCUACGUGGCUUUAGGGGAACUUUUCUUGAAGAAGUUUGUGAAUAUGUUUGGAGACUCCUGGGAUAGUCUGGAAAGUUUUCAGAGGAUCUUCUGGCGAGUUAAGAGUGUUACAGGAAACUUUGUGGUGAAACACUGGAAGGAGGAUUGGUUUUUCGGAUACCAGUUUAAGAAUGGAUGCAACCCCUGCCUGAUUGAGAAGUGCAGGGAGAUCCCAGAGAAGUUUCCAGUGACAAAUAAAAUGGUCUGCCAAUCCCUCAGAGGCUCCACGUUGGAGGAGGAAAUUAAGAAAGGAAACAUUUACAUUGUGGAUUACAAGGUCUUGGAUGGAGUUCCUGCCAAUGUAAUAAAUGGAGUUCAGCAGUACAUCGCAGCUCCAAUUUGUCUCCUGUACCAGGAUCCUGAAAACAGGCUGAUGCCAAUCGCCAUCCAGCUCCGCCAAGUCCCCGGAUGCGAUAACCCUAUUUUCCUGCCCACGGACCAGGAAAAUGCCUGGCUCCUGGCAAAGAUUUGGGUGCGGAGUUCCGAAUUCCAGCUGCACCAGAUAGUCUACCACCUGUGCGGGACCCACUUGCUGGGGGAAACUUUCUGCAUUGCGACCUUGAGGCAGCUGCCUGCCGUGCACCCGAUUUUCAAGCUCCUCACCCCACACACGAGGUACACACUAGAGAUAAACACCCGGGCCCGAAGUGACCUCUUGGGCAAGGAUGGCGUCAUUGCCAGGGUGGUUGCCUCAGGAGGCGUUGGUCAGGAUGUCAUUGCACAGAAAGGGUUUCAAGCAUUCAGCUACGAGGCCAUGUGCCUGCCAGAUAACCUGAAGAAACGUGGGACUGAAGGGUUGAAGGAAUACUAUUAUCAAGAAGAUGGCCUCCAACUCUGGUUUGCAAUCAAUAAGUACGUCAAAGGCAUUACAGAGCUCUACUAUGAGACUGACGAGGAUGUACUCCAGGACAGUGAACUACAGGCUUGGAUUAAAGAUCUGGCACAGGAGGGAUUUCAGGACCUUCCAGGAAUUGGAAUCCCGUUGGUCCUUCACACCCGAGAUGAGAUGUGCAAGUUCCUCACCAUGGUGGUCUUCACAUGCUCAGCCCAACAUGCUGCAGUAAAUAAUGGACAGUAUGACUGGUCGUGUUGGGUACCAAACACUCCCUGUACAAUGAGACAGCCUCCCCCGGUAAAAAAGGACAACAUUUCAAUUCAGAACCUCAUGGAAACCUUGCCAGACAUGAGCCAGUCCGCUGUGCAGAUGGCUUUCACCUGGCAUCUGGGCCGACCACUUCCUAACAAGAUAUUACUGGGCUCUUUUGAUGAGGAAUACUUUACAGAGGAAGGGGCCAAGCAAAUCAUCACAGAGUUUCAGAAAGACCUGCAGCAGAUUGAGAAGCAGAUUCAGGAGCGUAACAAAAGAUUGCCUCUGCCAUAUGAGUACCUGAAACCUUCCAACAUUGAGAACAGCAUCAGCAUCUGAAUCUUCACUUACAGCCCCUUUGCAACCCAACCAGGACCAAUUAGACCCAUGACAACAUCAAAAAGAAUAUUAUGUUAUAUCCUUGGUCCCACAAUGGGAGAAAGCUGGGCUGGAGGUUCCCAAUUUCACCUUCCAGCAAACCCCUCUUGCUCUGCAAGGAGAUACCUGUCCACUUGGUGAGGUUUCCAACUCUCAAGGAUUGGUGUGGAAUCUCUAAACUUUGACAAUUAAUUUCCAGGACACUGCCCUGUGCGACACUGGGGCCAUAUCGGCAUUAAAGAAAGCACUUAUGUUUGUCAUUUUCCUUUAACCAAUGAUUCAAAAAUUGGAAUAAAAUGAUAUUUAGAUGACAAUCAAACAUCA